GGGAGUUGCCGCGGUCGUCCGUCCCCAUUUGGCCUGCUGCUACCCUCCGUCAGCCGCAACGAUCGGUCGCCCGGUUGCCUCCGUGGAUGAGUGAAGGGUUGAAGAUCUCAUGUUGAACUCCGAAGACAGAACAGCUGGUCCGAGCUUCAGAGAAACAAUUCUGCCACUUCUUGCCGCCUUGGAUUGACCUCAUCCAUGAGCCAGCAUCAUAGAGAGCCUCCAAGCGUCUCAUAUUGAAUCUUAUAAGUCGAGGUCGUCAACGUCACUUUCCCCGUCAAUAUAUACGGUUUUACCAUUGUUUCUUGCACAUUCCGACUCUUGAGCCACUAUUCCGCGAAGCUUUUGGAUUCAACCUUCAAGAUGGGCAAGGUCAACUGGUGGCUAUGGACCAAAAUGCUUGUGGCCGGAGGGGGUGUUAUUUGGGGUGGUCCAGCUCUCGUUAGAUAUCUUCAACCGACAGACGAAGAGCUCUUCCAGAAGUACAACCCGGAGCUUCAAAAGCGCAGCUUGGAGAGGAGGUAUGAACGUGAGAAGGAGUUUGACGACUUUGUGGUCAAGCUGAAGGAGCAGGCGAAAUCCGAUAAGCCGAUCUGGAUUCUUCAAGCGGAGGAAGAGAAGGCCAAUGCCACCAACAUGGCUAGACAGCAGAAGCUCACUGAAAGUUUGAGACUUGCCGAGGAAGUCAAGGCAAGAAAAGAGGCCAUGAGAAAAGAGGCAGGACUGCCAGUGGAUUCGGGCAAGCAAGGCAAGUAA
This is a messenger RNA of Podospora pseudopauciseta, 753 nucleotides long. It is a transcript of the gene cbp4, whose product is annotated as Assembly factor cbp4. Bases 361 to 753 code for a protein of 130 amino acids. Lineage: Eukaryota; Fungi; Ascomycota; Sordariomycetes; Sordariales; Podosporaceae. Gene Ontology annotation, biological process: mitochondrial respiratory chain complex III assembly. Gene Ontology annotation, cellular component: mitochondrial membrane. The transcript is spliced from 4 exons. The record is from RefSeq and is a predicted model, not a curated record.